AUGGCCUCGCGACUGUACCGCAUCUCGCCGACGGCCUUCUUCUACGGCCAGCUCGUCUUCUGGCUGUGGAACUCGGUCAACGACCCGCUCUUUGCCUGGUUUAGCGACAAGGCCAUCCUGACCACCGCCGCAGCAGCCGCAGGCGCAGGGACAAGCGAUGCCACGAAUAGUAGCACGGGCCAUCCGAAUGCAAGUCUCAAGAAUGGCUCCACCGCGGCCGCGGCCGUGCGAAUCUCGCUCGCGACGCUCCAGCGCCGACUGCGCGCACUCACUCUCGCAGGUCCGCUCAUGUCGCUGUGCUUCCUGUCGUUCUGGUUUCGAUGGACGGAAUCCAUCCCCAUCCACUUUGUCGUUAGCCUGUGCGCGUACGAUGGCUUCCUGACGUUCGUGGACUUGCAGCACCAAGCACUCAUGGCCGAUCUCGUCGUCACCGUGCACGACCGCGUCGAGCUCAGUCGCUACAGCUCCAUCGGGAGUCUCAUUGGCUGCGUCUCCGUGUUUGUCUCGUACGCCGUCUGGAAUGCCACCAAUCUCGCCCAGUUUCAGCUCUUUUGCACGCUGCUCUCCGUUCUGUCGGCAAUUGCGUUCGUCCUGUCCGGUGCAGGCCUGCUGCGGCUGGUCACGCAACGGUCUGCUGCAAAGACAGCAUCGUCGAUGCAGCGUGUGACAGUGUCGCAUGACUCUGCCGAUGCCGGCCACGCAACCAACGGCAUCCUUCCCACGCCGGAGCAUUCGUCUCACCAUUCCGUCCAGCCACAGCCCACGCCAGUGUCGUUUCUCCAAUUCUUGCGGCAAAUGCUUGGCUAUCGCAACUUUCUUUCGUUCACGGUGGUCAGUCUCGUGCAGACAUUCCACUGCCACUUCAACUCGAAUUUCUUCCCGCUGUUCUUGCACUACCUGCUCCGAGACGUCGUCUCCCCCGCGACAGCCAGCAUCCUAUUGGGCAUUUCGUUUGUCCUGCCGCAUCUCAACAACCUCUACUUUAGCAGCCUGUCCGAGCGCAUCGGGGUGUACCGCGUCGUUCGCGGAUUGCUGGCCGCCAAGCUCGUCAUUGCCGGUGCGCUCGUCCUGUUUGGUACGAGUAGUCAGAUGCUUUUAACGCUCUUCAUUCUGAGCAAUCGGAUCUUUUCCGAGGGCACGUGCAAGCUGCUUGGCCUCGUGACGAGCGACCUCGUGGAUGAGGACUACAUUGUCCACCAUCGCGACCAGGCCGUCUCUGCCCUGGUAUUUGGCACAACCAACCUUGUCUCCAAGGCAGGCCAGAGCCUUGCGCCAGUGCUCGGCACGUGGUUUCUCAUCGGGCAAGCUGCCUCGGCCGCUGCCAACUCUGGAGCUGCGCCGAUCCAAAGUCAUCUUGUCGGCGGUGUGAUUGGCGCGGUUGCCGAAGAAGGCUCCAUUCUUGCCAGCAUUGAGAGCUUUAGUCCCCAACACGCGCAGCAGGUCAUGCUUGGCAUGCUCGUUGCCGUCCCUGUCGUCUGCGCCUGCAUCCAACUGGCUGCCUGGCAUUACUUUACCCUGCAUGGCGCUCAACUGCAGUAUGUCAAGACUGCCAUUUCCGCACGCGAGGGAUCCGGGCAUGCGCAAGCCUAA
Messenger RNA from Capsaspora owczarzaki ATCC 30864, 1590 nucleotides. RefSeq names its product transmembrane protein. The coding region runs from base 1 to 1590 and encodes 529 amino acids. The transcript has 2 exons. Lineage: Eukaryota; Filasterea; Ministeriida; Capsasporidae. The record is from RefSeq and is a predicted model, not a curated record.